This is a messenger RNA of Paramisgurnus dabryanus, 2198 nucleotides long. RefSeq names its product nuclear prelamin A recognition factor (gene narf). The record is from RefSeq and is a predicted model, not a curated record. Lineage: Eukaryota; Metazoa; Chordata; Actinopteri; Cypriniformes; Cobitidae.
UAUCACGCAUGCGCGUGCGGAUGCACGCAAGGACAAUGGAGUCGCGAACACCGGAGUCAAGCCGAACAGCGCUCCCUCUGCCAAUUCGGAUUAGUCAUAGUUACAAAACAGAUGAUUCGACCCGUAACGGCGUUAUAUCACCUCAGUGCGAUCAUCUCUGCGCUGUUUUUUGAUGGUCAGCCGGUGCUUACUGGAAGUUCCUGUUGUAAAGACUCACUCCUGGCUUUCUCAUUCUGAACAAUAAGGACGUCAUAUGAUUUGUAUAAGACUCAUAUACAAUGUCUGAAGUCACUAUAGGACGAAAGAAGGAAAAAUGUGAGAACUGCACUAAACAGUGCCACAAGAAACAGAGUGAUGAAAGUAUAAAUUCACUCCAGGAGAAAGAUAUCGCCAAUGGAGAGGUGAGAGAGUCUAGCUCAGUUCAGCAGGUGCUGCUGAGCGCUUGCCUUUCCUGUGAAGGGUGUGUAUCUGAAAGUGAAAGCCAGAAAAUCUCUCAACAGAAUCUGGAUGGAAUCAAGCAUGUGCUUGAGCUUAAUAAGAAGUGUGACACCUCAAAACACAAAAUUUUGGUGGUGUCCAUGUGUCCCCAAUCGGUGCCUUUUUUUGCCAUCAAAUAUCACCUGGAUGUUCCGGCAGCGGCACAGAAGCUCUGUGGCUUUUUGAAAAGCGUGGGGGUCCAUUAUGUGUUCGAUACUACAAUAGCUGCUAGUUUUAGCAUUUUGGAGAGCCAGAGAGAAUUUGUACAGCGUUACCGGCGUAAACAUCAUGACGCUAAUGCCAUGCCGAUGUUCACCUCCUCGUGUCCAGGAUGGAUCCGCUAUGCAGAACGCGUUCUCGGCAGCCUGGUCACACCGCACAUCUGCACGGCCAGAUCUCCUCAACAGAUCAUGGGCUCGUUGGUCAAAGAUUUUUUUGCUAGACAACAGAAACUGACCCCGGAUCAGGUUUACCAUGUGGUUGUCGCUCCCUGCUUUGAUAAGAAGCUGGAAGCAGUGAAAGAUGAAUUCUACAGCAGCAUCCUGGAGACCAGAGAUGUUGACUGUGUGCUUACAUCAGGAGAGAUUUUCCACUUGAUGAAAGAAAGAAAGGUUACUAUGGAGGAUGUGGAAUCUGUUUCUUUGGAUCACAUGUUUAGCGAGACCUGUGACACGGGAAUGGUCAGGCAUGAAGGUCGUGGCUCUGAAGGUUUCUUGGAGCACAUCUUCAAACAUGCAGCCAAGGAGCUGUUUGGUCUUGAUGUACAAGAAAUUGUGUACAAGACACUCAGAAACCGAGACUUCCAGGAGGUGGCGCUAGAGCGUGAUGGAGAGACCCUUCUGCAGUUUGCUGCAGUUUAUGGUUUCCGAAACAUUCAGACUUUAGUGCACAGAAUGAGAAAAAACAAAGUGCCCUACCAACUAGUAGAGGUGCUUUCCUGUCCUGGAGGUUGUUUAAGCGGCCGAGGACAGGCUGAGGGAGAGGGAGGCCGACCUGACCGCUCUCUGGUCCAGCAGAUGGAAGAGUCCUACAGCAGCUUGCCCAUCAGACUCCCCGAAUUCAACACAGAGGUCCAGCGUCUCUACCAGGACUGGCUGGACGGCCAUGACUCUCCACAUGCCCAACAAUGCCUCCACACUCUGUACAGCAACCAAACACAGACUACCCCUCAAAUACUGAAUCCUGACAUUCAGUGGUAGUUGGAACAAGCCUUUUUAUUUUCACAUAUCUGCCACUGAGCUCAGUUUUAAACCAUCCAGGCUAACUUCACAGAUGUGACUCAUGCAUGGCACUAUGUUGGGGUCACACAGACUGUGCUGUUUGCAAUGCAGCAGAUAAACAGCUGCAAAUUUCAACCAAGCAGGGUCUCUGUUUCGCUGCAAAAAAUCAAAUUCUACACAGAUUCGCAUUCACCAACAUGGUUUGUGGAUGCACUCUAUCAUUCCACCAAAUGAUGUCAUGGAUGUUUGAGCGAACAACUAUUGCAGAGAUAAAGUAUGAUUAUUUUUAAGGAUUAUAGCAAUAACAGAACUUUGUCUUUGUUCUGUUUGAAAAAAAAACUGACCGUUAUUGGUGUUACUGGACUGGUCCCCUUUCAUAUGCAUUAAAGUAAUUGGUGAAGGCUAUAUGUCAGAAUUUGUAACUGUAAGAUCCAGCUGAAGAAACUAAUAGUGGUGCUAUGAAUAGAUAUCAGUGAUAAAUUAAAAGCAUCAACCAUCAAA